AUGGUUGACCUUUGGGUGGCAGAGGGACUAGUUGAUUCACGAGAUCAGGGGAGCAAGACAAUCGAAGAAAUUGGCAGGGAUUACUUCAAUGAGAUGGUGUCUGGAUCUUUUUUUCAACAAGUAUCUGAAAGAUAUAUGGGCACAUGGUACGUUAUGCAUGAUCUCCUGCAUGAUUUAUCAGAGUCGCUCACUAGAGAAGACUGCUUCAGAUUAGAAGAUGAUGGGGUGAAAGAAAUACCCAUAACUGUUCGACAUCUAUCUGUUCGUGUUGAGAGUAUGAAGUUCCAUAAGCAAAGUAUCUGCAACCUACGUUGUUUACGCACUGUUAUUUGCCUUGACCCACUUACGGAUGAUGGAGAUGAUCUUUUCAAUCAGUUACUGAAGAAUCUGAAGAAGUUGCGUGUACUAAAUUUGUCGUUUUACAACAGUAGCAGGUUACCUGAAUCUAUUGAUGAGCUUAAGCACCUUCGGUAUUUGAAUAUCAUCAAAACACUUAUUUCUGAACUGCCAAGAUCAUUGUGUUCUCUUUACCACUUGCAGUUACUUCAGUUAAACAAAAAGGUUAAGUGUUUGCCUGACGAACUCUACAAUUUAAGGAAGUUACGACGCCUUGAAGCAUAUGACGACAGAAUUGAUGAAUUGCUAAAAGAAGAUCUGCCUCAGAUUCCUUACAUAGGCAAGCUAACUUUGCUGCAACAUAUAGAUGCAUUUUGUGUGCAAAAGAAGAAGGGAUAUGAGUUGCGACAACUGAGGGACAUGAACGAGCUUCAUGGUGAUUUGUCUAUUAUGAAUCUUGAAAAUGUCGCUGGAAAGGACGAAGCCUCAGAGUCGAAGCUGCGUCAGAAAACUCGUCUUACAAGUCUGCGUCUUUCCUGGAAUCAUGCGGAUGGUAUGGAUGUUUCACAUUUGGAGACUCUAGAAAGCUUGAUGCCGCCAUCUCAAUUGGAAAACCUUACAAUUGAAGGUUACAGAUCCGGCAUGUAUCCAAGCUGGUUAUGUGAUGGCUCCUGUUUUGAGACUCUAGAAUCGUUUAAACUUGUUAAUUGUAGUGAACUAGGAAGCCUACCCUCCAAUACCAAGAUCUUUAGACACUGUGCGAGACUUGCCCUUCAGAAUCUCCCGAAUAUGAAGACACUGUCUUUUCUACCAGAAGGUCUCACAAGCCUAUCAAUCAACAAGUGUCCACUGCUUCUGUUUAGUACCGAUAACGACGAACUGGGACAUCAUAGGGAGAGUAUCAUGAGGGCAAGCAACCUGGAAACGCAAAUCAUUUUGAUCGGAGAAGCGGAUUGUGAUUCAUCAGAUAUCAGGGACACAUUGUCGUCUGAAUAUUCAUCUAUGAAGCAGUUGAUGGCAUUGAUGGAUGCUGAUAUUUCAGGAAAUCUUCAGACCAUUGAAAGUGGUUUAGAAAUAGAGGGAGAUGUUAAGUCAAAAACCUUAAAGAGAGAGGAAGCAUUGGUUAAACAAGACAUCAUCAAAGCAUGGCUGUCUUGCCACGAGGAGAGGAUGAGAUUUCUUUAUUCAAGGAAGCCUCGGUUGCCGUUGAUUCCACCAUCAGGACUUAGCAACCUCAACCUUUCCUCGUGCAGUAUUACAGAUGGAGCUCUAGCUAUUUGCCUUGGUGGACUCGCUUCACUUAGUAAUUUGUCCUUAACGGAGAUUAUGACUUUAACUACACUUCCAUCGGAAGAGGUCCUUCAACAUCUGGGGAAUCUUAACUUCUUGUGGAUUAGUUCCUGCUGGUGUCUCAGAUCGUUGGGGGGCUUGCGAGCUGCUACCUCUCUUUCAGAGAUAAGAUUAUUUUCCUGCCCUUCUUUAGAGUUGGCACGUGGUGCAGAAUUUAUGUCAAUGUCCCUUCUGAGGCUAUGUGUAUACAGCUGUGUGAUUUCAGCUGACUUCUUCUGUGGUGACUGGCCGCGUCUGGACUAUAUUCUCUUAUGCAGGUGCAGAAGCUCGGCGUCCUUGUACGUCGGUGAUCUUACCUCCCUCACAUCAUUCUCCCUAUAUCAUUUCCCAGAUUUGUGCACGCUGGAAGGCUUGUCUUCCCUACAGCUUCACCACGUGCAUUUGAUAGAUGUCCCAAAGCUUACUACCGAGUGUAUCUCACAGUUUCGGGUCCAGGAUUCACUCUACAUUAGCAGUUCUGUGAUGCUGAGCUGCAUGCUCUCCGCUGAAGGUUUUACAGUUCCAAAGUUUCUCUCUCUUGAAAGAUGCAAGGAGUCAUACGUUUCAUUCGAAGAAUCUGCAAAUUUCACAUCGGUCAAGUGUCUGAGAUUAUGUAACUGUGAAAUGAGGUCCCUACCAGGAAAUUUGAAUUGCUUGUCAAGUCUAAAGAAACUUGAUAUCUAUGAUUGCUCCAACAUAUCAUCUCUACCAGAUCUGCCGUUCUCCCUCCAGCAUAUAUGUAUAUGGGGUUGUGAGCUCUUAAAGGAGAACUGCAGAGCACCUGACGGAGAAAGCUGGCCAAAGAUUGCGCAUAUCCGCUGGAAGGAAUUCAGAUGA
This is a messenger RNA of Oryza brachyantha (malo sina), 2502 nucleotides long. RefSeq names its product putative disease resistance RPP13-like protein 1. The coding region runs from base 1 to 2502 and encodes 833 amino acids. NCBI's taxonomy places the organism in Eukaryota, Viridiplantae, Streptophyta, Magnoliopsida, Poales, Poaceae. The transcript has a single exon. The record is from RefSeq and is a predicted model, not a curated record.